Molecule: messenger RNA, 1404 nt
Organism: Anthostomella pinea
Lineage: Eukaryota; Fungi; Ascomycota; Sordariomycetes; Xylariales; Xylariaceae
Source: the annotation of a GenBank genome assembly
AUGCUGAUGGAGCUUCACACAGAAAACCUUGCUUCGUUGAAGCGCAUGUUGGAUCUGAUACCGGGACUCGAAGAUGUCCAGCUAUACAACCAGGGUGGCCACCACCCCUUUCAUCUGGAUGAGGUCCACAACGGCCGAUUUGAAGUCGUCCACAAGCUGGCCAACGAGCCGGACGGCCUAGUCUGGUUCUGCCGGGUCAACACCGAGUUCACAUGGAAGGCCGUCAAGAUCAUGACGGCCGCCCAUUCGGCAAACACGGAGCCGAGUGUUCUAAUGCAGGCCUACCUCCGUGUCCGCGCCACCCAGCCGCAAUUGGAGGCUGCCAACAUCUUGGUACCGCACGAGGAGUUCUUCCUCGACGGUCCUAAUGGUCGUCACCGCUGUCUCGUCACGCCCGUUCUAGGCAACACGCUCAGACAAUGGCGGGCCCAUCAACAUGGCGAGACGCAGGAGCCCAUAACUACGACCAUGAAUGUCAAUCGCCAGAUCGCGGAAGCGGUGCGCUUCCUGCACGCCCAGGGACGUAUGGGUGAGCGCAUUGGCUCGGAGAUGGAGACGGUGUCCGGCGCGUCUCUCGGGAAUCGGGCCCCGAAGUACUGCGUCGUGCCCGUUCAAAAGGGAUGGGCCGACCCGGUGGAACGCCCUCCCGCCCGUCUGUCGUGGGACUCGAACUCGAUAGUCCUCGCCGACUUCUCGAGCGCGUUCAUGGCCACCAACCCACCCGCCACAGUCCCUGCUACGAUCUCAACCGCCGCGCCCGAGGUCUUGCUGCCCCAGUCCGGGCAGCUGGGCCUGCAUAGCGAUAUCUGGUCGCUGGCCUGCACGAUCUACUUCGCCCACGCGGGGGAGUACCUCUUCGACGACGAGACACACGACAAGAACACCCCCAUCGGCAUGAUGCAGUUGCAUCUGGGGCCACUGACUGCCGCAUACUGGCCGGCAUACAACGCCCUGAGAAGAGAGGCAGCCAACUUCAGGAGCGGUUGGCCAGCGACGACGCCUAGGAGUCUCGCACUCCAGGACAACAACGCGCUGAGGGCCGAUUCCAUGGCGACGGCCCACCCGGGUACCCAAACUAGCCAAGACAUGAUAGCGGCGGAGCUGGGACCGCCCGAGGACAUCGUCAACCUCUUGCGAGGGAUUUUGCAAUAUGACCCGAAUAACCGCCUUGCCAUCGACCAGGUCUGCGGUCACCCGUGGGUCGCUGCACCUGCUGCCACCGCUGCACGCGUUGCCAACGCAGUCGCCGGGCUCGUCGCGGCAAUUUGGAGUCUUUCCAACAUCUACACGCUGCCGCUGUCGUGGAUUGUUGCCUUCCUGUUGAUGUGCUAUUUCGAUUUCCCGCGUGGCGUCAUCUUCCCAGGAUACUAUGCAGUCGCAGGACCGGGUGGUUCACCGUCCUGA